This is a messenger RNA of Trichechus manatus latirostris (Florida manatee), 3067 nucleotides long. It is a transcript of the gene IFRD1, whose product is annotated as interferon related developmental regulator 1. Gene Ontology annotation, cellular component: nucleus. The record is from RefSeq and is a predicted model, not a curated record. The coding region runs from base 252 to 1628 and encodes 458 amino acids. Lineage: Eukaryota; Metazoa; Chordata; Mammalia; Sirenia; Trichechidae. The transcript is spliced from 12 exons.
GCGUCGUGGCCUCGCCUGCCCCGCCUUAGCUCCCGCGCUAGAGAGAAACAUGUAUCGUUUCCGAUCACAGCUCUUCACGGAGAUUUCUGCUGCCGCCACCGCCCACUCUCACCCCCGCCGCUUCUCGCCUCUGUUGUUAGUGGAAGACUCGCUUCUCAACCGCCUGCCGCACAGACGCACGAGUAAAAAGUGCAGCUCCAUCGGCUGAUCCUCGCUAAGUUCCGAGUUCAAGCGGCACCGGGCGUCCCACGAUGCCGAAGAAUAAGAAGCGGAACACUCCCCACCGCGGUGGCAGUGGUGGCGGCGGCACAGGGGCAGCCGCAGCGACGGCGGUGGCAGCAGGUAGCCAGCAUCGAAAUGUUCAACCUUUUAGUGACGAGGAUGCGUCGAUUGAAACAAUGAGCCAUUGCAGUGGUUACAGUGAUCCCUCCAGUUUUGCUGAAGAUGUGCUUGGUUUAUAUUAUUCCUUAGGACCAGAAGUCCUUGAUGAGGAAGGAACCCAAGAAGACUUAGAAUACAAGUUGAAGGGACUCAUUGACCUGACGCUGGAUAAGAGUGCAAAGACAAGGCAGGCAGCUCUUGAAGGUAUUAAGAAUGCGAUGUCUUCAAAAAUGCUUUAUGAAUUUAUUUUGGAAAGAAGAAUGACUUUAACUGACAGCAUUGAACGCUGCCUGAAAAAAGGUAAGAGUGACGAGCAGUGUGCAGCUGCAGCAUUAGCGUGUGUCCUUUGUAUUCAGUUGGGCCCUGGAAUUGAAAGUGAAGAGAUUUUAAAAACUCUUGGACCGAUCCUGAAGAAAAUAAUUUGUGAUGGAACGACAAGUAUCCAGGCUAGGCAAACUUGUGCAACUUGCUUUGGUGUUUGCUGUUUUAUUGCCACAGAUGACAUUACUGAGCUGUAUUCAACUCUAGAGUGCUUGGAAAAUAUCUUCACCAAGUCAUAUCUCAAAGAGAAAGACCCUAAUGGUAUUUGCAGCACCCCUACUACAGUCCUUCAUAUCAGCUCGCUUCUCGCAUGGACGUUAUUACUGACCAUAUGCCCAAUCAAUGAAGUGAAGAAAAAGCUUGAGAUGCAUUUACAUAAGCUUCCAAGCCUACUCUCUUGUGAUGAUGUAAACAUGAGAAUUGCUGCUGGCAUAUCUUUGGCACUUCUGUUUGAGUUGGCCAGAGGAAUGGAUAACGACUUUUUUUAUGAAGACAUGGAGUCUUUGACUCAGAUGCUUAGGGCAUUGGCUACAGAUGGAAAUAAGCACCGGGCCAAAGUGGACAAAAGAAAGCAGCGGUCGGUCUUCAGAGAUAUUCUGAGAGCGGUGGAGGAACGGGAUUUUCCAACAGAAACUGUUAAAUUUGGUCCAGAACGCAUGUAUAUUGAUUGCUGGGUCAAAAAACACACCUAUGACAUCUUUAAAGAGGUUCUUGGGUCGGGGAUGCAGUACCACUUGCAGUCAAAUGAAUUCCUUCGCAAUGUAUUUGAACUUGGUCCCCCCGUGAUGCUCGAUGCGGCAACUCUUAAAACGAUGAAGAUUUCUCGUUUUGAAAGGCAUUUAUAUAACUCUGCAGCCUUCAAAGCCCGAACAAAAGCUCGGAGCAAAUGUCGAGAUAAGAGAGCAGAUGUUGGAGAAUUCUUCUAGAUUUUCAGUAUUUGAAGACUACUUUCUGAUUUUUUUUUUUUUUUCCUUAAUUUCUAAUGUAUUUAAACUGUAGAAACAGUUUUUAUCCUGGGGGUCAACACAGAUAACUUUUGUAGCAGGGGUUAUAUAUUACUUGUAAUUUAAUGUACAGUAUUACAAAUGGUGAGGUCUGAUUAUUGAAUAUUCUCUGUAAAUAGAAUCAGUAAAUAUGAAUAAAGUGUAAUGUUUAGUCAUAUUCUACUUGUGAAGAGAGAAAAAAAUCGGGUGUUUCACUUGAUUUAUGAUGAGAAAAACUAUUACACAAGGUUAAAUUUCUUAUACUGUGGUUAUCAGAAAUAUUGAUUAUAAUGAUAAAUACAAGGUAUAAAAUAUGAUCUUAGACAAUUCUGGAUACAAUUUUCCUGUGGAAAAGCUGCUUAUAUUUUAAAUUUUAAAUGAAACGUAGCUAUUUUAAUUUUGUCACUAGGAUGGACGAAAGGAAUUAUACCAUGACAUCUUGUAACUACAUUUGCGGACCUUUUGAUCUGGCUAUUGGGAGUUCAUGAUGAAUUAGCAUAUGCAAGAAAGGUUGCUACCCUUAACCUCAGAGUGGUAACACUAAUUUUAUCUGCUGUGUAAGACUUUGUGCUUUUUACUUUGAAAUAAAGAUCUUUUCACACUUACAGAACUUCUUUAAUAGAAACAUUGAUUUUAGGUACAGAAUACAAAAUGAUGUGGCCUGGUAGGGAGGGGAGUAGACAAAGUUUUGUUUAUAGGAAACAUUAAAUAGAUGAAAAAAUGUAGCAAUAUAUAACUAGUAUUCAAGUUGUGGACACUUAAGGAUAUUGAUGCUUGGUUGCCCCCGUGAGGAAAUUUUUCAUUUUAAGGAAAAUUGUAAGCAUUUUGACAGUGCAUUAAGGUUUGUUAUUAUUAAAACAAAAAACAUUAAAAUUGUAUAUAGCACAAGCAACACCUGCAGUCUCGAAUUUAUGGACUUGUUUCUUUGAUACUCUUAGCACAGAGAGUAGUGAUGUGAUGGCCGGGAAAGCCUGUACGCUGUAGAGAGAAAUACCCAAGUCACCUAAGGUACUUUUUCCAAGCUAGUGUUCUUCCUUUCCCACAUUCCAACUCCUAGAAGGAAGGUCUGAUGUGCCCUCUAGUUGACUGAAAGUCAUUAGCUGGCUCAGAGUCACUGUUGCUGAUGGGAGUGUGAGUUCUAUCCCUCAAAUAUAGUGGAAUGGAAAGCAGAUGUGGAAUCUAUACCUUGAGUUUGUAUGUUCCCAUGUCUUUUAUAUUCCAAAUAGAACCAUGGAGAAAUAGCAAUAAGUGUUUUACUAAAUUUUUAAUACGUGUAUACAUACUUUAAAAUAAAAAUGAGUUUUUAUUAAAGUGUUACAUACAUAGCUUAAUUGUACUUUAAGCUUACAAAAAAAAAGUUGUAUGGCCAUCCUCGUUUCCAU